AUGGAUAUCAACAAUAUUGAUGGGUUUGUUAUAUUAGAAGAUGGAAUUGAUAUAAAUACAAUUUAUGAGUUAGAAAUCAGUGUAGAUAUUAAUAAUGGUAUUGAAAAUAAUAAUAAUAUUAUUACUUCCGAUAUUGAUAUUAUAAAUGUCCCACUACCAUCUUCUUCUGAAGCUGAUGAAAUUGAUAAUAAUAUUAUUAUAAAUACUAUUUCUGAGACACAAAUCAAUGCAAAUAUUAAUAAUGCUUUUGAAAAUAGUAAUAAUAAUAUUAUUAUUUCUGAUAUUGAUAUAAAUGUCCCAUCUGAAGAUCUGAUUGUUGGAGUGUCUAGUAAAAAAAAAAGAAAGAUUGAUGUUCGUUUAAAUGAAAAACAAAAACGUGCCAUAGGUGAGAGCUAUAAAAAAAUGAAGAAAGAUAAUAGUUUUGAAGUUGUCAAAAAGAAAAAAAUGAAAGAAAAUGUUUGUAAAACCAAAUGCAAAAAAGAGUGUGCAGCCAUCAGUGAAACUGAAAGAUUGGCUAUAUUUAAUAAAUAUUGGUAUGAACUAAAUGAUUAUAAUAGAAAAAGAGACUAUUUAUUAAGUUGUAUGGAAAAGUCCCCCAUCAAAAGGACUUAUGUUUUACAUGAAACUAAUCGUUCUUACACUUUUCGUUAUUUUCUCUCUGUUGAUAAUGUUGAAAAAGAAGUAUGUAGAAAAUUUAUUCUUAGUACACUGGACAUUUCAGAAAAAUUAUUGAGAUAA
Macrosiphum euphorbiae (potato aphid) is the source of this 738-nucleotide messenger RNA. Lineage: Eukaryota; Metazoa; Arthropoda; Insecta; Hemiptera; Aphididae. The record is from the annotation of a GenBank genome assembly.